Molecule: messenger RNA, 1292 nt
Organism: Trematomus bernacchii (emerald rockcod)
Lineage: Eukaryota; Metazoa; Chordata; Actinopteri; Perciformes; Nototheniidae
Product: NADPH oxidase organizer 1-like
Exons: 8
Coding region: 143-1018 (291 amino acids)
Biological process (GO): superoxide anion generation
Molecular function (GO): phosphatidylinositol binding; superoxide-generating NADPH oxidase activator activity; protein binding
Source: RefSeq, a predicted model, not a curated record
GUGUGUCUUCCUCUGACUCCGCCUCCAUUAUUAGCAGGGUAUAUGUACUGCUGCAGACUCUGUGAUCCAACAGAAGAAACAGCUCACCUGCAGACCAUAAAGCUGCUAUUCAUCCACAGAGCUGAGACACACACUUCACACAAUGGCUGGGGAUCAACGCGUUGUAAUCAGUGCUCACAUUAUUGGAGCUGUGCACAGGGACACACCUAAACUCAAGAUGUUCAUGACUUCUGUGUUGUGGUCGGACAACACUGAAGUGAUCAUUUACAGGUCCUUCCAGGAGUUCAGGAAAUGCCAUAUGCAGCUGAAGAAGAGAUUCUCUAUCAUGAACAUUUUCAAGAAAAAGGACAGAGUGAUCCCCAAAUUUAGAGGACAGGCCAGGAAGAGCAGCCAGAAGAAAGGAUCCAAGCGCUCCAUCCAACGCAUGAAGUUCCUGGAGAGCUACUGCGAGAAACUUCUGAAGUGCGAUCAAAGUGUGACACGGACCCCAGAGGUGACUCAGUUCUUCAUGCCCAAAGAUCACGACCUGCUGCCAGACUUCACCAAGAACAGCAUCAUGAUCCUGAUGUCGGAUUGUGGAGGAGGAGAAGUUUCUCACCAGCCUAGAGGCAGCGUCACUCACCCGUUUGUCACCCAGACUUACUCCUGCGUGGCCGCCUACGAGACAAAGGAUACCAAGAAUCGUCCGUUUAAGGUCGCUGUGGACGAGACGCUGGACGUGCUGAUCAAAGAUCCUGCAGGUUGGUGGCUGGUUGAGAACGACUCAAAGGGUUUGGCUUGGUUUCCUGCUCCCUACCUGCAGUUAUUGGACGGAGAGGAUGAGGAAGACAAUGUAUUCCAGCAUGCAGUUGAGCUGUACUGUGCCGUGAGGAGUUACACAACGAAGAGGCACGAUGAGGUGUCUGUGCCCAUCGGCUCCGUGGUGGAGGUGCUGAGGAAGUCUGACGACGGCUGGUGGCUCGUCAGAUUCAAUGGCAAGGCAGGUUACACCCCCCUCCAUGAACCUUCAGCCCUAUAGCAACCCUCGGGCCGGCCUCUACAGCCUGCAGAGGAAGCUGCACAGCUCCACCCUGAACCUGGCCUCCAGCAGGGAGGCUCCGGCUUUACGUCGAUCCAGCGAUGACACCGGUCUGCGAAGUAAUUCUGCAGCUCAGUUCAGAGGGAGUCUCCACAAGGCCCGGUCCCUGGACGUCCUCUCCGAGACCCGGACGCAGAUGGAGAGAGAUGCAGAAGAAGCCCGAGCACGAAGCAUGAGCAACACGAGCACCGAUACCAGCUUCUCCGACUUCGAA